Messenger RNA from Centruroides sculpturatus (bark scorpion), 461 nucleotides. Its product is annotated as N-acetyl-D-glucosamine kinase-like. The record is from RefSeq and is a predicted model, not a curated record. The transcript has 2 exons. The coding region runs from base 57 to 296 and encodes 79 amino acids. Lineage: Eukaryota; Metazoa; Arthropoda; Arachnida; Scorpiones; Buthidae.
AUUUUUAUAAUAUAUAGCUUGUAGGACUUGAAGAAUGUCAGAGAAGGAUAUAUGUUAUGGUAGAUAAACUUAAAGAGAAAGCUGGAAUUGGGAAAGAUACAAAACUUGAUGGAAUGGGCUUAGCUUUGAGUGGUUGUGAACAAGAAGAAAGUAACAGACAGUUUGAGAAAUCAUUAUUGAAAAAUUAUCCUCUUUUAUCAACUUCUUGUGCAGUUGUUAGUGAUACUGUUGGUUCCAUAUUGACAGUUAAUCCAAAUGGUAAUAAAAAAAUCAUUCAAAAGUUAAUAAUUAACUAAUAUAUAAUUAUUUUAUCAUAAUAUUAAAAGUAAUAGUAUCUAUACACAGUUUGAUCUUUAUUGGAGUAAAACAUUCUAAAUAAGUAAGCCCCUAGUAUUUUGAAGCCUUCUCAGUUCGUUAUCAAGAGUUCAAAGGACUUUAGAAUAUUUGUGCUCCAAUAAAGU